AUGGAGCUGGCCCUUACUGCCAUCCUGCUCUCCCUCCUCCCCAUGGCCCUCCAGGAGAGCACCCCCGCUCUCCCAGCCAACUUCUCCCUGCCCAAUGCCUUUGCCACAAGCCUGGAUUCAGUGUGCGGACGCCCACGUGUGUCAGGCCGCAUCAUGUCGGGGCAGGAUGCCAAGCUGGGCCAGUGGCCAUGGCAGGUCAGCCUGAGGGAGGAUGGACAGCACGUGUGUGGGGGUUCCCUGAUCGCUGAGGACUGGGUGCUGACUGCAGCCCACUGCUUCGACCAGAAGCAGCCCCUGUCUGCCUACGUCGUGCUGCUGGGCUCCCUCUCCUCCUACCCCCAGGCUGGGGAGCCCCAGGAGCUCCAAGCUGUGGCCCAGUUCAUCACCCACCCAGAGUACUCGGCGGAGAGCAACAGAGGGGACAUCGCCCUGGUUCAGCUGGCCUCCCCUGUCACCUUCAGUGACCUCAUCCUUCCAGUCUGCCUCCCCAAACCCGGAGACCCCCUGGGUCAAGGCACCUGGUGCUGGGUCACCGGCUGGGGGAACGUCGACUUGAAUCAACCACUGCCCCCGCCCUUCACCCUGAAGGAGCUGCAGCUGCCCCUCAUUGACGCCCAGACCUGUGACGCCUACUACCACGAGAACUCGAACGUGCCCAUCGAGCUGCCCAUCAUCCUCGAGGAUAUGCUCUGUGCUGGCUUCGAGAGUGGCCAGAAAGAUGCCUGCGGGGGUGACUCCGGGGGCCCGCUGGUUUGCAACCUUGGUGGAGUCUGGACCCAGGCAGGCAUCGUGAGCUGGGGGUCUGCCUGCGGCCUCCCCAAAAAGCCGGGAGUCUACAUCAAUGUCAGCAUGUACACCACGUGGAUUGCCAGCACCAUCCAGAGCUCCGAGCUAGACAUGGAAAACUCCUCUCCACACCUUGCUGGGCUCUUUGUCCCCACCAUGCUGUUGGUUCUGGGGCUGCUGGGGGACACGCUUGCGUCCCUGGGGCUUGCCUAA
Molecule: messenger RNA, 999 nt
Organism: Odobenus rosmarus divergens (Pacific walrus)
Lineage: Eukaryota; Metazoa; Chordata; Mammalia; Carnivora; Odobenidae
Product: serine protease 27-like
Exons: 5
Coding region: 1-999 (332 amino acids)
Biological process (GO): proteolysis
Molecular function (GO): serine-type endopeptidase activity
Source: RefSeq, a predicted model, not a curated record